AUGGACCGAAGUUCUUCUGAGUAUCCGCAGUCAGGUUUGCCUUCGCCCUAUCCUAGCAACUACGGCGACAACCAUUCUGAAGGCUCCAACGCAGAUCACGCGUCUGGUGCACACUAUCCUGUUAAGCAAGAAGUGACCUACCCGACCUCGGCAACUCCCAACUCCGAGUACGGCUUGUAUCCCCAAUCCUCACGAUCAGGCACCUUUCCGGAGCACAUUCAGCGUUCAUACCAUCCUGCGAGCUCCUCUAGUGGCGGAGGUAUGGCGCAGCAGCAAAGCAACCCGUCCAUUGCAGCUCCUAGUCCAAGCUAUCCUUAUCCGCCGCCGCAGGCUUCGCCGUAUGCGCCGAAUCCAGACAUGUCGCAUAGUUAUUCGCACCACAGCAGCAGCAUGUACGCUCAACCGCGUCCUGACUGGGCAGGAUAUGGCCAACACGGAGCCUCUCCCAUGACUGCGGGUCAUCCUGGUGUAUAUGGUCAAUCCCCAGCUUCGGCGCCGCCCCAACAAAGACAGAACCAGGUAUACUCGUUUGUACCUAUACCUGGGGCUCAGCAACACAAACGCCCACGACGACGAUAUGAAGAGAUUGAGCGUAUGUACAAAUGCGGGUGGAAUGGUUGCGAGAAAGCCUAUGGAACAUUGAAUCAUUUGAAUGCACAUGUAACUAUGCAAUCACACGGUCAAAAGCGUACACCUGAAGAGUUCAAAGAAAUUCGUAAAGAGUGGAAGCAGAGGAAGAAGGAGGAGGAGGCGCAGCGAAAGGCCGAGGAAGAGCGGCAACGCGCCGCCGCCGCAGCACAGAAUGGCGGACCUGAUCAAGGUCCGGAUGGAACGUCUCCGACUUAUCCGGGAUCCCGAGCGGUCCAACUGCCGCCUAUUGGAUACCAGCCAAACCAAUACCCAGCUCCUCCCUCGGGAGGCGUCCCUCCACAAGGACUAAACGAUUAUGACGCCGGCCACUUGUACCCUAGCUACCCACCCCAUUCGCCGUAUGGUCAGGCGAGCCAGAGCAUAUAUAGCCAAUCCGCCGAGUCACUAAACAAGCUGCGAGUAACGCCGCGAUGGCACGAAAGCAUGGCGAGGCUUCGCGAAUGA
Ustilaginoidea virens is the source of this 1095-nucleotide messenger RNA. RefSeq lists its product as uncharacterized. The transcript has 5 exons. Lineage: Eukaryota; Fungi; Ascomycota; Sordariomycetes; Hypocreales; Clavicipitaceae. Gene Ontology annotation, biological process: regulation of DNA-templated transcription. Bases 1 to 1095 code for a protein of 364 amino acids. The record is from RefSeq and is a predicted model, not a curated record.